GCUAAACGGACUCUUUGGAUAGUAAAACAAGAGGGUGGUGCACAGAUCUCACCUCCAAACAGGUUCAUCUGGUGUAAGUUUGACGCAUACGUUAGACAUGAGCUGCUGUUCAACCAGCUCUGUCUGCAGCCCUCCGCUCACUUCUUCUUUAACUCAGAUGUCCAGCAUGUUGGACACCGCUGCAGAGCAAAUGAUGGUCCACAGAGAUUUCCAGGCAGCCUUAGACACAUGCGACAGAGGCCUGGAGAGUCUCGCCAACGUGGAGCAAGAGGACAGCAGAUGUGGAGAGAUUAAGGCUGGUUUCUGCAUCUUAGGGAUUCAAGCACUGGCCGAGCUGAAUCAGUGGCGUGGUGUCCUCUCCUGGGUCCUUCAGCAGUACGAGCACCAGGAGAAAAUACCUGCUAAAAUAAUGCAGAUGUGCAUACUUCUUUACUCCAAAGUGGGAGAGCCAGCAGUGAUGCAGGAGGCAGCCAGAGUUUGGUUACACUGCCCGUCCAACAGCAGAGUAACGGGGUUCAGGACGGUGGCAGAGCUGUACCUGCUGCAUGUCCUCGUGCCUCUCGGACACAGAGACGAGGCUCUGGAGCUGAUUGUCGGGGAGGUCGGGGGCAGCGCGUUCACAGAGGACCAGAGGCAGGCCGCACUGGAUGUUGUAGAAGAAAAAGAGCAACAGAAACAAGAACCGCCUCUAAAUCCAAGUCCAAACUCAGAGACCACCGCGCAUACUAUCUCAACUCAAGGAGCUGUGGUCCGUAAACUUGAAGCCACGCUCAGGUUCUUCUACAGAAAGCUCUUGCUGAUCGGCUCUGGCUCAUUCUCUCUCAGGAAAGUCUUCAUGGCUGCUGUUCUUCUCUACAUGCUUUUUCUUCGAUUGGAUCCAGCUCAUCCGUCUUCAUUCAUGUGGAUUUCCAAACUUCUUCAACUGCUCAAACAGAUGUGGAGUGCCAUGUUUGCACCGUACCAUCAGGCUCUCACUCACAGCAAAGGGCUGUAAAAGACUGAAAAUCACAAUGUGUUUUGUCACUUUUUCAAGUUUUAACAACUUCUGUUACUCCAAACAAAGACUUUUCCUGCGGUAUUUUCCAUUUUCUGAGUUAGAAACCACAGACUUUUUGAUGCCAUCAAGAUGCUCCACAGAGUGAUUCUAUCGCCUGGUUUUCGGUCUUUUACGCUGCACUUCUCUAAGCUUUUUACAUAAAUUCACCUCAGGUCAUCACUAACACAUACUUCAGAUUACAAGUCCAGAUUCUUCUUCCUAAAGCAGCUCCCUCUCCAUCGUAAUAAUAGCUUUAUUUAACCAGAGUCUCACUGAGAUUAAGAACCUUUUUUACAAGCAGCUGCACAUAUAACCUACAACAUAUUUACACAAUUUAUAACACAAAAUAAUAAUGAAAUAGAAAGAAAUAAGAUAUCAAAUGGAUAAUUAAGGAUCAACAAAACAGAUGAACUUAAUGAGUUGAAUGCUGAUAACCUUUUUACCACGACUCUAUGAUUAAUAAGCUUUUCAUUUAGCUGUCUUACACCGGAAGGAUUGUAAAACAGGUCACUUUGUGAUGUAAUAAUACAUCUACAUGUGUA
This is a messenger RNA of Dicentrarchus labrax (European seabass), 1578 nucleotides long. It is a transcript of the gene pex26, whose product is annotated as peroxisomal biogenesis factor 26. The record is from RefSeq and is a predicted model, not a curated record. The transcript is spliced from 5 exons. Gene Ontology annotation, cellular component: peroxisome; peroxisomal membrane. Bases 98 to 994 code for a protein of 298 amino acids. Gene Ontology annotation, molecular function: ATPase binding; protein-containing complex binding. Gene Ontology annotation, biological process: protein import into peroxisome membrane; protein import into peroxisome matrix. NCBI's taxonomy places the organism in Eukaryota, Metazoa, Chordata, Actinopteri, Moronidae.